GCCGGUGCGUGCGUGCGCGCGCGCCGCGGGCGGGCCAGUGAAGCCGGCGGCCUUGGCACGUGAUCCGGGAGCGGCUCGGUCGCUUGGUGGCUCGGUCUGUCUGUCCGUCCGCGGGUGCCAUCAUGGCGGACGCGGCCAGUCAGGUGCUCCUGGGCUCCGGCCUCACCAUCCUGUCCCAGCCGCUCAUGUACGUGAAGGUGCUCAUCCAGGUGGGAUAUGAGCCUCUUCCUCCAACAAUAGGACGAAAUAUUUUUGGGCGGCAAGUAUGUCAGCUUCCUGGUCUCUUUUGUUAUGCUCAGCACAUUGCGAGCAUCGAUGGGAAGCGUGGGUUGUUCACAGGCUUAACUCCAAGACUGUGUUCAGGUGUCCUUGGAACUGUGGUCCAUGGUAAAGUUUUACAGCAUUACCAGGAAUGUGACAAGGUUGAGGAUUUAGGCUCUGGAAAUGCACAGAAAGAAGUCACACCUUCCUUCGACCAAGUUAUCAAGGAGACGACUCGAGAGAUGAUGGCCCGUUCUGCUGCUACCCUCAUCACACAUCCCUUCCACGUGAUCACUCUAAGAUCUAUGGUACAGUUCAUUGGCAGAGAAUCCAAGUACUGUGGACUUUAUGAUUCCAUAGUAACCAUCUAUCGUGAAGAGGGCAUCCUAGGAUUUUUUGCGGGUCUUAUUCCCCGCCUCCUAGGUGACAUCAUUUCUUUGUGGCUCUGUAACUCACUGGCCUACCUCGUCAAUACCUAUGCACUGGACAGUGGGGUUUCCACCAUGAGUGAAAUGAAGAGUUAUUCCCAAGCUGUCACAGGAUUUUUUGCCAGUAUGUUGACGUAUCCCUUUGUGCUUGUCUCUAAUCUUAUGGCUGUCAACAACUGUGGGCUUGCUGGUGGAUGCCCUCCUUACUCCCCGAUAUAUACUUCUUGGAUAGACUGCUGGUGCAUGCUGCAAAAAGAGGGAAAUAUGAGCCGAGGAAAUAGCUUGUUUUUCCGGAAGGUCCCCUUUGGGAAGACUUAUUGUUGUGACCUGAGAAUGUUAAUUUGAAGAUGUGGGACAGGGACAGUGACAUUUCUAUAGUCCCAGAUGCACAGAAUUAUGGGAGAGAAUGUUGAUUUCUAUACAGUGUGGCGCGCUUUUUUAAUAAUCAUUUAAUCUUGGGAAAAUGGA
Mustela lutreola (European mink) is the source of this 1157-nucleotide messenger RNA. RefSeq names its product mitochondrial carrier 2 (gene MTCH2). Gene Ontology annotation, cellular component: membrane; mitochondrion. The record is from RefSeq and is a predicted model, not a curated record. The coding region runs from base 123 to 1034 and encodes 303 amino acids. The transcript is spliced from 13 exons. NCBI's taxonomy places the organism in Eukaryota, Metazoa, Chordata, Mammalia, Carnivora, Mustelidae. Gene Ontology annotation, biological process: positive regulation of apoptotic process.